Messenger RNA from Magnolia sinica, 1845 nucleotides. RefSeq names its product cysteine-rich receptor-like protein kinase 43. Lineage: Eukaryota; Viridiplantae; Streptophyta; Magnoliopsida; Magnoliales; Magnoliaceae. Gene Ontology annotation, molecular function: protein kinase activity; ATP binding. The transcript is spliced from 6 exons. Bases 141 to 1373 code for a protein of 410 amino acids. Gene Ontology annotation, biological process: protein phosphorylation. The record is from RefSeq and is a predicted model, not a curated record.
CUGUUCAACACGGAGACGGUCCACGCACAUAAUCGUACGACUGUCCGCACGCGUGGCUCGUGCAAGCGAGAGAACCAUCAUCACCUUCUCUUCAAUUCAUGGUAUAGUCUCAGACACCCAUACGAUUUCUCUCUUUCCUGAUGACGAAACCCAGAAAAUUUCUGAAUAGCCUCAUGAAGCCAUUCAAAUUCCUCUCCGACAGAGACUCGCAGCAGAGAGAGGUGGAUGUGAAGUCGAUCGCUGCUCAGGAGCAGAAGCAUUUCUCCUUCGAAACCCUCGUCUCCGCUACCCAAGAUUUCCACCCAAAGAACAAGCUCGGCCAGGGCGGUUUCGGACCCGUCUUCAAGGGGAAAUUGGUGGACGGGACAGAGAUUGCGGUGAAGAAGCUGUCGCAUAGCUCGAACCAAGGGAAGAAAGAAUUCACGAACGAGGCGAGGCUCCUCGCACGUAUGCAGCACCGGAACGUGGUGAACCUGCUUGGAUACUGCGCACAUGGCGAUGAGAAGCUUCUCGUCUACGAAUAUGUUGCUAACGAGAGCCUUGACAAGCUACUUUUCAAUGCUGCAAGGCGUGGGGAAUUGGAUUGGAAGAGGCGUUAUGAUGUGAUAGUCGGUGUGGCACGUGGGCUCUUAUACUUGCAUGAGGAUUCUCAUAGCUGCAUCAUCCACCGGGACAUCAAGGCCAGCAACAUCCUCCUCGAUGACAAGUGGACCCCCAAGAUUGCUGACUUUGGUAUGGCCCGGCUAUUUUCCGAAGAGGAGACGCACGUCCACACACGAGUGGCUGGGACCAAUGGAUACAUGGCCCCUGAGUAUGUCAUGCAUGGUUCACUGUCAGUGAAAGCUGAUGUCUUUAGCUAUGGGGUUUUGGUUCUGGAGAUAAUCUGUGGCAAGAAGAACUCGACCUUCUGCAGUGAGCCUGAUGGGCAGUGCCUGCUCAAAUGGGUAUGGAAUCUCUACAAGAAAGGCCGGAGUUUAGAGAUCAUGGACCCAGCUUUAGCCUCCACGGCAGCAACUGAACAAGUUGCAUCAUGCAUACAAAUUGGGCUUCUCUGCACUCAGGUCGAUCCAAACCAACGGCCCACCAUGCAACGGGUGGUGGUGAUGUUGUCGAAGAAGCCUGGCACCCUCGAUGAGCCGUCCAGGCCUGGCUACACCGGAACGAGAUAUAGGCAGCCUAACAGGCCCCAUGGCCGCUCCUCUGGCGAGUCAUCAUCCCCAGCUGUAUCAUCAUCCCAUCCUGCUUCCACUUCCGCCUCAGCAUCUACCUCGAAUACAAACACUGCCGCCUCGAAAACAAACACCGCCACCACGUCUACACUCACAAGAAGCCCGAGACACCGUUCCCACGAGAAGCGACCCAUGCAUGGCUAGGUUGGGUUUGACUAGGCUGGGGAUAAGCCUCGUUGAAAUUUUGUUCAUUCUUUUGUAUGUGUCAUAUAACAUUGAUUGUAUUUGUUUGGUAGAGCUUUACUAAACCCACAGGCAACUGCUACACGUGCAACCACCUGUCUGGCGUGUGAGGACAUGGGACCCAUGCAUUCGUUUGGCCUGGUGCAGAAGUCAGGCUACAGAACUCAUUGACAAACAACCGGUUUUGGAAGAUGGCUAGAAGUCCAAUGAGUAGACUGAAAUGUCCCAGGUUGUCUACGAGGUGGGGUCCACAUGACAUACGGCUGUGACUUGCACCGCACAGCUGGACGGAUGCAGAGGUGGCGAGCAACAUUUAGGAAUAACUUUUAGAGUGGGGAACUGAAUGAGAGAAAGUCAAGAUGUGUGAUGGGAGUGGGAUUCUUUAAUAUUAUGUACAGAUUAGGUCCCCUUAAUAAAAUACUAGAAAAAGCAA